AUGAACUACGACUUUACCGAAAAAUCAGAGCAGACCCUUGCGGCUGCGAUUCAACUGGCAAAAGACCAUGCCCACUCCCAAGUCCAGCCCGUUCACUUCGCAUCAGCAAUGCUGAACGAAGAUGCUGGACUCUCUCCACCAGGCGCGCUCCCAAAGCCUGCCGGUCAAGGAGGAUCCCUGUUCGUUCAGGCCAUCCAGAAAGCCGGUGGUGAUCAGACUCUCGUAGCCCGAGCUAUCCAGCGACAAUUAGUUCGCCUACCUUCCCAAGAUCCACCCCCGGAAGAGAUUUCACUGAGUCAAGCAUCUCGAAAGGUGCUCCAUGAGGCUCAGAGUCUUCAAAAGACGAUGCACGACUCCUACAUCGCGCAAGAUCAUCUCCUCCUCGCAUUGAUCAAGGAUCCAACAAUCGUUCAAGCGCUCAAGGAAGCCUCUAUAACCGAAGGCGUUAUCAAGACCGUUAUACAACAACUACGAGGCAACCGCCGUGUAGAAAGCAAAAGUGCUGAACAAGGCUUUGACGCCCUUUCCAAAUACGCCACCGACUUGACGGCACUCGCUGAAGAGGGCAAGCUCGACCCGUCAUUGGACGCGACAACGAGAUUCGACGUGUAA
This is a messenger RNA of Serendipita indica DSM 11827, 612 nucleotides long. Lineage: Eukaryota; Fungi; Basidiomycota; Agaricomycetes; Sebacinales; Serendipitaceae. The record is from the annotation of a GenBank genome assembly.